UGCAAGUCCUGAGAUAGAGAGUGUUUCCACUAUCAGUCUCAGAAAUGUGCAGCCCCUCACCCACCACACAACAGGGAGGGCGGAGUCAGCUGGAUUCUUAGAACUAACGCAUGCUGACUGAAAGGCGUACGCAACUCUAUAUAUUGUGGGCGGUUUGCCAGCUAAGUCAAAUGAGAGUACGAUCUAAGGGAGCAUAUGGACAUAUAGGAUCAGUGUGUCCAGUGUACUGUCCAGUGUAGUUUCAGUGAGAACUGAGAAGAACUGGAAACGACACUAUUACACCAAAAUGGCCACACAGGAACCUGCAGACAAGUACAAUGCUGUGUGGCUGAUUUUCUUCAUGCUUGGAUUAGGAACUCUACUGCCAUGGAAUUUCUUCAUGACUGCCACAGCGUAUUUUACCAGCCGCCUGGCGGACAACUCAACCGUCGUGGGAGAGGCUGAGGGAGACAACCGGAGCGUCUUGCAAGCCAAGUUCAAUAAUGUGAUGACUCUGUGUGCCAUGAUCCCACUUUUAGCCUUCACCUGUCUCAACUCCUUUCUACACCAGAGAAUCCCUCAGAAGCUAAGGAUCAUGGGUAGUUUGUCUGCCAUCCUGUUGGUGUUUUUGGUCACUGCUAUCCUGGUUAAACUGUCAGUGGAGCCUUUGCCCUUUUUUGUGAUCACCAUGGCAAAAAUCGUCAUCAUUAAUGCAUUUGGAGCUGUUCUGCAGGGUAGUCUCUUCGGCAUGGCUGGGACACUGCCUGCCUCCUACACUACACCAAUCAUGAGUGGCCAGGGGCUGGCCGGCACCUUCGCUGCCUUCUCUAUGAUCUGUGCCAUCGCAAGUGGUUCUGCUAUAACGGACAGUGCUUUUGGCUACUUCAUCACAGCCUGUGCCGUGAUAGGCCUCGCCAUCCUGUCUUACAUUGCUCUCCCCAAACUGGAAUUUUUCCAGUACUACCAGGAAAAAAGCCAUAGCAGUCCUGAACAAGAUGAGAACAGAAUGGAUUUGUUGCGAAAAGGGGAGAACAAGCAAGGAGCAAGCACCAGUGAGGACGUUCAGAAGAGUCCUUCCAUUGUAGACAUCUUUAAGAAGAUCUGGGUGAUGGCCUUCUCUGUGUGCUUUUGCUUCACAGUAACCAUUGGCACUUUCCCUGCUGUCACUGCAGAUGCUAAAUCUAGCAUUGCUGAUGGAGGAGCUUGGGGGGAUUACUUCAUCCCCGUGUCCUGUUUCCUGCUCUUUAACGUGUGUGACUGGGCAGGCCGGAGCUUGACUGCUGUGUGUAUGUGGCCUGGGAAGGACAGUAAGCUCUUGCCGAUGCUGCUGCUGGCCCGUGUGGUCUUUGUGCCCCUCUUCAUGUUAUGUAAUGUCCAGCCACGCUACAGCAUUCCCAUAUUCUUUGAACAUGAUGCCUGGUACAUCGUCUUCAUGAUCUUCUUUGCCUUCUCCAACGGAUACUUGGCCAGCCUCUGCAUGUGCUUUGGUCCCAAAAAAGUGGCUGCGAACGAGGCAGAAACAGCCGGAGCAAUCAUGGCCUUCUUCCUGUCUCUCGGCCUCGCUUUGGGGGCUGCCCUCUCCUUCCUCUUCCGAGGGGUUAUUUGAGGAGGCCAAAGACCAACACAAAGACCAAUCAGUAAACAAACAUACAGAGCCUGCUUUUGCACAGUUUUACACGUCUGUCUGUUUUUUUUUUACAAAAGAAAACAGCAUCACUUUUCUACAGAUGAGGUCUUUGAUGGUGAACACUGCAAGGACAGCGUGAUCCACGAUAAGGCUAAAUAUUAAAGGCUGGUUUUGUGGACAUAAUUUAAGCCGAGUCUUGAGCUAAACUGCAAUGCUAAAGGUGUUUUAUCAUUAAAAAUCCUUUUUAGUCUAGGUUUAGGCUUAAUUUGGGUCUGGCCCUAAAAAGUUUGGCUGUCCACUCAAAGUUCAAAAGCAUGUGUGAUAGACAAAAAGAACAAGGCAAGAUUGCAGGAUGAUGACUUAACAUAUCUUUAGAAUGGAGAAAGAGCUAAACACUCUGUGAAGCUCAAUAAGGCUGCCUCACUCAGACCAUGAGCAACAGCGCAGGAUUUAACCAACAGUCAUUUGUAGAAAACCCAUUUUAUUUGUAGCCAUUUUUAUUGUUGAUAUUUCACUGCAACUGCCUUGAAUAUUUUAUUAUAUGAACAUUAUUGAAAACUGAGUUAUUCUCAAGAAGCACAAUAUUUUUAGUUAUUAGCAAGUAGUGUAACACGUGUUGGACAUUUCCAGUUAUGAAACCACACUUUCUAUGAAGGUGUGACAUUUAUAUUAAAUAAUAUUCUAGCAUAUAAUAAUCUUUAUAUUAACUGAUCAAAACGUUAAUUUUCAGAUCAUUUAAUAUUUUUGUAAUAACACUAGAAAUUAUUUAAUGCAAUUUUUUGAACAUGUUUUUCCACUAUAGCGUCGAAAUAUUUACAGUCAUGGCAUUUUUUGCUUCCUCAACCAUCAGUGAUUUUUGAGUAAAAUCAAAAUUUUAUUUUGUUUAUGUCCUGUUUUAUGCAUUUUAUGAACUUUGAGAAGUUUUACCGUUUCCGUAGAUGAUAAGGUCAGUUUUUUACAUCAAGAAAAAAAAAGACAUUUUUGUGGUAAAUCCCACCAAUUUUUCAAGAUUUCUGUAUAAAUAAAUUGUUGAGAUGUAAACAAAGUCAUUAAGAGUGCUUUGAUGUGAAAAGCUCCAUUCUAACUUGCCAAGACAGAUUUGUUUACAGGUGUUGUGAUAGGAACCAGACAUCUGAAGUGUUUAAUGCCUCACAGAAAUGUAUUACACACAUAGGUAACAAAUUCAUUGCCUGAUAGUAGACAUAAAGGGUUACAAUAGUUUUGAGAUAAGCUUUUUACCCAAAAUGCAUUUUUAACAUUGGAGAGGUACAAGCAUUAACUGUAGUGCAAAAUUCUAAAGAAAAAUAUAUAUAUUUUUUUCAAAUUAACCACUUUUUUACCAUCACCCACAUUACAUAUAAAAACUCAGAAGACAGAUAUGUUCCCUGGUCAUUUGGGAUAGUAAAUAAAAUGGUUAUAAAUGUGUUGUAGACAUUUCGACCCCUGGUUCCUAUCACUACCACUGUAAAGACAUUAAGUCAGUUUCUCUACAAUGAACCAUUUCACAACAAACCACUCUGAAUGACAUUGUUUACUUCUCAACCACUGAAUUAUGCAAAAAGAAAUAUACAUAUAAGUGGAAUUCCCCUUUAAAUAGAGACCAGUUGAACAUUUGCAUGUAAUUCUAUAAGCCCUGAGAGGCGUAAAUACUUUUCUUCAUGUCUUUGGCUGUUGCUUCUCAUGCAGAGCUUAGUUUAUGUUUUUCUAAUCAUUUCCCAACUACUUUUUUCAGUUAUAUGUAGCUGUCAGUGCUGUUAUUUUGUGCACAGGCUUAACAGUGAAACUGCAGGCCCAGUAAACAGCUGUUGUGAGGAUGCUGUGAAAACCCUUAAUAUAUGGAGAAGACCACAUGUACACUCUACCUCUCAUACUGAGUUAAAAGAUGAUUUUAUACUGCUUUACAUGUUCUGUGCACUUUUUACAAAUGAACCAAAACAUCACAAUGUAAGCCUUAUUAAUAAACACUGUGUAUUACUAUGUA
This is a messenger RNA of Colossoma macropomum (tambaqui), 3587 nucleotides long. RefSeq names its product solute carrier family 29 member 1b (gene slc29a1b). Gene Ontology annotation, molecular function: nucleoside transmembrane transporter activity. The coding region runs from base 287 to 1585 and encodes 432 amino acids. The transcript has 13 exons. The record is from RefSeq and is a predicted model, not a curated record. Lineage: Eukaryota; Metazoa; Chordata; Actinopteri; Characiformes; Serrasalmidae. Gene Ontology annotation, biological process: nucleoside transmembrane transport; uridine transmembrane transport. Gene Ontology annotation, cellular component: plasma membrane.